UCACUGUCAUAAUUUCUGUCAUGUCAUUGUAUUUUUUGUGUAUUUGCUUCUGUGCUGUGUUUAACAAAUUCCUAUAGGACACGUGUACUCUGGAAUAUUUAUUUGAUAUUUCGCCAUUUAAUGUUUUUGUUGCAAGUUAUCUUAUAUUCCUUGAACCGGUGACUUAACAAUAGCUGUUGACGGAGUAGUCUUGCUCAAUCUAGUUCAGUGGUGUACGGCUAAAAUGUCUGAAUUUAAAGACUGGUACAAUAGUGUUCCCCUUUUUACUCGCUAUUGGUUAACAUGUACCAUAGCGCUAAGUUUAAUUGGGAGAUUUGGUAUAUUUAAUUAUUAUUAUUUCGUAUUGGACUAUUAUCCCUUCAUUCACCAGUUGCAGUUAUGGCGACCAAUCACAGCACUCUUCUAUUAUCCAAUCAGUCCAGCAACAGGCUUCCACUUCCUGAUAAACUGUUACUUCCUGUACAAUUAUUCACAACGUCUGGAGAUGGGCAUGUUCGCUGGAAAACCAGCCGAUUACUUCUACAUGCUGUUGUUUAAUUGGCUAUGCUGUGUACUCAUUGGUCUACUUGUUGGGCUUCCUAUAUUAAUGGACCCCAUGGUCUUAUCAGUGCUGUAUGUGUGGUGUCAGUUGAACAAGGAUGUUAUAGUUUCAUUCUGGUUUGGUACCAGAUUUAAGGCUAUGUACUUGCCGUGGGUCCUGCUGGUGUUCAAUCUAGUUAUUAGUGGAGGUGGGGCUAUGGAGUUAAUUGGUAUUCUGAUUGGCCAUUUAUCUUUCUUUCUGCUCUUCAAAUACCCACAAGAGUUUGGCGGCCCCUCACUUCUUUCACCACCAGCUUUCUUAAAACAAAUAUUCCCAGACACGAGGUAUGUAGGUGGUUUCGGUACUGCGCCUCAAAGCAGAGCCCCUACAAGACCAGCGACCGGUACAUUUGGUGGUCACAACUGGGGCCGAGGACAGACCCUUGGGGGGAACUGAAGAUAUAUGCUCUUGAAAACUUUGAUUGAUGACUUGAAAACGUGUGAAGGCGAAUAGACUUUUGGAGUGAUUUGAGAGUGUCAUUCGGUUUUUGUUCCAUUAAAACGAAUUUUGGUUAACAAAUUUCUAUUUUUAAAAGUGUGACCGUGUCAAAGGCUCUAAGAAAGUCAUUGUUUGGUAUUGGAUGUUUGUAAUCAAUUUAUUUAGUUCUUCAAUAGAUUAAUUAACAUAUUGUAAAUAUGCAACUUUAACACUAUCUAGGAGUAAAUAUUACUUCUAUAUAAAA
Zerene cesonia (dogface butterfly) is the source of this 1262-nucleotide messenger RNA. It is a transcript of the gene Der-1, whose product is annotated as derlin-1. Gene Ontology annotation, biological process: endoplasmic reticulum unfolded protein response. Gene Ontology annotation, molecular function: ubiquitin-specific protease binding; misfolded protein binding. The coding region runs from base 224 to 976 and encodes 250 amino acids. The transcript has 5 exons. The record is from RefSeq and is a predicted model, not a curated record. NCBI's taxonomy places the organism in Eukaryota, Metazoa, Arthropoda, Insecta, Lepidoptera, Pieridae. Gene Ontology annotation, cellular component: Hrd1p ubiquitin ligase ERAD-L complex; endoplasmic reticulum membrane.